UCUUUCGUCUCACGCGCCAAUCCCCACGCGCUCCCAUUCCCAUCCAGACCAGCCUUCAACCGAUUUCCCUGUUCCUCUCUCUCUUUCUAACACAACGAAAUCCUUUUACCAGUUCGCCGGAACCCCACCUCCCAACCGCCGCCUCAACCAACGCCGGCGUACCUGAGCUCACAUCGUCUUCGCGGCGCUGCGAAAUUUUCCGGCGGAGGCGGCCGUAGGAGUAGACAUGUACCGGGACGUGUCGAGCUGCAACACCUACAACUAUGGCGAUGCUGUCUACUGGGACGCUCGUUACCUGCAGGAGGCCGGUUCCUUUGACUGGUACCAGCGUUAUACUGCUCUACGUCCCUUUGUUCGUAAGUUCAUCAGCACUUCCGCCUCCGUCCUUAUGGUUGGCUGUGGUAAUGCUGUUAUGUCAGAGGAUAUGGUCAAGGAUGGGUAUGAAGACAUAGUGAAUGUUGACAUUUCUUCAGUGGCAAUCGACAUAAUGAAAAGAAAGUAUCAGUUCGUCCCCCAGUUAAAAUACAUGCAAAUGGAUGUUAGGGACAUGAGCUUUUUCCCUGACGAGAAAUUUGGAGCCGUCAUUGAUAAAGGGACACUUGAUUCAUUGAUGUGUGGCACUGAUGCUCCAAUUAGCGCUUCUCAAAUGCUGGGAGAAGUGAGUAGGCUUCUCAAACCUGGAGGAAUCUAUUUACUGAUAACUUACGGUGACCCGAAAGUAAGGAUGCCCUAUUUGACGCGACCUUCAUACAAUUGGAAGAUAUCAUUGUAUAUAAUACCAAGGCCAGGAUUCCAAGGGACAGAACCAGGAGACUGUAGCACACAAGAGAAGACGUAUCUGGAACCCGUACCUCUGACCGACAAGGGCUUGCUGUCACCGAGUUUUGUGAUGGAAGACCCAGAUUCUCACUUCAUAUACGUGUGUGAAAAGAUGGACGAUUCGGAACUUACUAACAUAGCCACGUACCCAUUGAGCACAGAUGUGUUAUAGGAAUGAAGAAGGUACCUUACCUUACCUACCUUGUUGUAUCAUCAUCAUCAAUCAUCCAUAUUUACAAGCUUGAAUAUGCAAAUGCAUUGUUGUAAAAUGAUGUUGUAGCCUGUAAAAACUAAAAAGCAGGAGAAUUGAUAGACAUAAUUGGGCUGGCUAUUUUACAUGUGGAAAUUAGCAAUAAUGGAGGGGGAAACCCUGAGUGUAAGGUGGAGAGAUACAAUUGUUGUAGCAACACAGAAACAUAUGGAAUCACUGUGGUUAUUAAACCAAAUCCUUAAUUGAUUAUGACAAUGUCAUUUUCUUUGUGGUU
This is a messenger RNA of Momordica charantia (bitter melon), 1304 nucleotides long. RefSeq names its product S-adenosyl-L-methionine-dependent methyltransferases superfamily protein. NCBI's taxonomy places the organism in Eukaryota, Viridiplantae, Streptophyta, Magnoliopsida, Cucurbitales, Cucurbitaceae. The record is from RefSeq and is a predicted model, not a curated record. Gene Ontology annotation, molecular function: S-adenosylmethionine-dependent methyltransferase activity.